UACACACGCACACACACACACGUGAUAACAAGGUAAACAGAAACUAGCUACUUCAUAAGUUAAGUACGUGCGGAUGCUAAAGAAGUGCACAUCCAGGGCUCCGCUGGUGUACGAGGUACUGCUUAUAACUAGUCUGAUCUGAACACACAGAGAUGGAAGAGGUUAGCUGCUUGAUGGAGAAUGGUGCAGGCAGUAUGAUGGAGAGAGGACUCACUGAUCGAACCAAGGAGCUAGUGGAAGAAUGGCUGAGGCUGGACAAGGACCCAGUCACUCGUGCUGUGAUAGAGCGUCUGCUUGGAGAGGAGAAUGAAGGAGAGCUCAACUGUCGACUAGGCUCGAGGAUGGCAUUCGGAACAGCAGGUCUUCGUGCCAAGAUGGGGGCUGGCUACAGUAUGAUGAACGACCUCACCAUCAUUCAAACCACUCAGGGCCUGGCCAGCUACCUCCUGCAGUGCUUCACGCCCUCACAGGUACUGGAAAGGGGUGUGGCUAUCGGCUAUGAUGCACGAUACAAUAGCCUCCGGUUUGCACAACUCACUGCCUCGAUAUUCCUCAACAAAGGGUUCAAAGUUCGUCUGUUUUCCCACCACGUUCCCACCCCCUAUGUGGCGUAUGCUGUACUCCACUAUGGUUGUGUAGCAGGUGUUCAAGUCACUGCCUCUCACAACCCAAAGGAGUAUAAUGGCUACAAGGUUUACUGGGACAACGGGGCACAGAUUAUCCCCCCUCACGAUGUUGGCAUAGCAACGCAGAUUGAGGCCCAGUUGACCCCUUGGGAGAGGUCAUGGUUCACGGAGGUCAUUACUAGCAGUCACCUAGUGAGUGACCCACUGGCAGGCGUUGAGGAGUGCUACUACCAGGCCAUACAGAGGCAUUGUGUCAGACGUGUGUUCAAUUCUGAGCCUGGUUUGAGGUACACCUUCACACCCAUGCAUGGAGUGGGCGGGGAUGCUGUGGUCAAGGCCUUCCAAGCAUUUGGACUACCAGAGCUGAUACCAGUCAAGGAACAGAUGACCCCUGACCCUGACUUCCCCACUGUCCAGUUCCCUAACCCAGAGGAAGGAAAGAGUGCCCUUGACCUGGCUAUGCGUACAGCUGAGGAGAAUGGGAGUUCUGUGAUCCUCGCCACUGACCCUGAUGCUGAUAGACUGGCUCUGGCUGAGAGGCAUCCCACUACUGGACAAUGGAAGAUAUUCAGUGGGAAUGAGACAGGGGCUUUGUUGUCAUGGUGGGCCGUCAACAUCUACAAGGACUCACUUACUUCCUCCUUUGAUGGGUCUAAGGUGUAUAUGCUGGCCAGCACAGUGUCCUCCAAGUUCAUCCGAUCUCUUGCUAAAGAGGAGGGCUUCAACUUUGAGGAGACACUGACAGGGUUCAAGUGGAUGGGCAAUAGGACCCAUAGCUUGCAGGCUGAGGGAAAGACAGUGCUGUUUGCUUAUGAGGAGGCUAUUGGCUACAUGUUUGGCAGUACAGUACUGGAUAAAGAUGGCAUCAGUGCAGCUGCAGUGUUGGCAGAGUAUGGCGGAUGGCUCCACUCUCAGGACAAGACUUUCCAUGAUCAACUCGCCAUUCUCUACCACAGGUAUGGCUACUACCUCACACAUGUCUCCUACUAUAUAUGCUAUGACCAAGUCACUAUACAGAGGAUCUUUGACAGACUGCGUGGCAACAAGGAGUACCCCACGAGGUGUGGGAAACACAACGUGACCUCUGUGGUAGACCUCACUGUCGGCUAUGACAGCACAAGGCCUCCUCACUACCUUCCGGUAUUGCCAGUGGACCCUCGCUCUCAACUCAUCACCUUCACUCUGGACAACAACUGUGUGUUCACACUCAGGACUAGUGGGACAGAACCAAAGGUCAAGUACUACGUUGAGCUAUUCACUGAACCAAGAACCAAGACCCCGGAGGCAGAGCUGAGGGCCACUCUCAGUGACACUGUGCAGAGCAUCAUGGAUGAAUUCUUACAGCCUGAUAUGAAUGGACUUUUACCACGACCAACUUGACAGUGUCGAUAUUUGUGUUUGUGUAGUAUUUUAUGUGUAGAAUCUAGUGCUGUGUUGCCUGGUGAUUUUAAUAAUUAUUCUGCAAUGUCAAAAAACAA
Halichondria panicea is the source of this 2104-nucleotide messenger RNA. Its product is annotated as phosphopentomutase-like. NCBI's taxonomy places the organism in Eukaryota, Metazoa, Porifera, Demospongiae, Suberitida, Halichondriidae. The transcript is spliced from 15 exons. Gene Ontology annotation, biological process: carbohydrate metabolic process; purine ribonucleoside salvage. Gene Ontology annotation, cellular component: nucleus. Bases 153 to 2006 code for a protein of 617 amino acids. The record is from RefSeq and is a predicted model, not a curated record. Gene Ontology annotation, molecular function: magnesium ion binding; phosphopentomutase activity.